AUACGCCUUUUCCAAUUUCUCCAUCGUUUAUGGCUCAUCCACUGAUCCACAAACAUUUUUUGUGUAUGUGAACUUGAAUUUCUCACUACUCUAAUCUCAUGGCUUCUUCUUCUUUACCUCGCACCUGGAGAUAUCGCGUCUUCACGAGCUUCCAUGGACCUGAUGUCCGUAAAACCUUUCUCAGUCACUUACGCAAACAGUUUAUCUGCAAUGGGAUCACCAUGUUCGAUGAUCAAGGUAUCGAGAGAGGUCAAACCAUUUCCCCAGAACUCACACGAGGGAUUAGGGAAUCGAGGAUCUCGAUCGUAGUGCUCUCGAAGAACUAUGCUUCAUCGAGUUGGUGUUUGGAUGAGCUGUUGGAGAUUUUGAAGUGCAAGGAAGAUAUUGGUCAAAUAGUGAUGACUGUCUUCUACGGAGUAGAUCCAUCUGAUGUGCGCAAACAAACCGGAGAUAUCUGGAAAGUUUUCAAGAAAACAUGUGGUGGUAAAACGGAGGAGAAGAGGCGAAAAUGGAGCCAAGCUUUGAACGAUGCGGGGAACAUAGCCGGAGAACACUUCCUAAACUGGGACAAUGAAUCGAAGAUGAUUGAGAAGAUUGGUAGAGAUGUUUCAAACAAACUAAACACUACAGUCUCUAAGGAUUUUGAAGACAUGGUGGGACUUGAGACACACCUGGAGAAAAUACAGUCUUUGUUACAUUUAGAUAAUGAAGAUGAAGUUAUUAUUGUUGGAAUCUGUGGCCCUGCAGGUAUUGGUAAGACUACCAUCGCUAGAGCUUUACAUAGCCGACUCACUUGCAGUUUUCGGCGUACUUGUUUUAUGGAGAAUCUUAGGGGAAGCUAUAAUAGUAGUCUUGACGAGCAUGGUUUGAAGCUGCAAUUACAAGAACAACUUCUUUCCAAGAUUUUAAACCAAAAUGGUAUGAGGAUAUACCAUUUGGGUGCGAUACAUGAAAGGCUAUGCGACCAAAAAGUGCUUAUCAUUCUUGAUGAAGUGGACGAUCUGAAGCAACUUGAAGCUUUGGCUAAUGACACUAAGUGGUUUGGUCCUGGAAGUAGGAUUGUAGUAACCACAGAAAAUCAAGAGCUUUUGAAGCAACAUGGUAUCAAGAAUACAUACCAUGUGGAUUUUCCGACUCAAAAAGAAGCUCGUGAGAUCUUUUGUAGAUAUGCUUUUAAACAGAGCACUCCACAAGAUGGUUUCGAAAAUCUUUCUGAAAGAGUUACAAAGCUUUGCAGCAGACUUCCACUAGGUCUUCGUGUCAUGGGUUCAUAUUUACUAAGAAAGACAGAAGAUGACUGGGAAGAUAUACUGUAUAGGCUAGAAAGUAGCUUUGAUCCAGUUGAUCGAGGUAUCGAGAGAGUACUAAGAGUCGGAUAUGACGGUUUACAUGAGAAGAAUCAAUUGUUAUUUCUCCUCAUUGCAUUCUUCUUCAACUACAAAGACGAAGAUCAUGUGAAAGCAAUGCUUGCUGACAAUAACUUGAAUGUCAGACUCGGUUUGAAAACCCUCGAGUAUAAAUCUCUUAUACAAAAAUCGUCCGGAGGAAAUAUAGUGAUGCACAAGUUACUACAACAAGUGGGUAGAGAAGCGGUUCAAAGACAAGAGCCUUGGAAACGCCAAAUCUUAAUUGAUGCUCAUGAGAUUUGUGAUGUCCUUGAAACUGAUUCUGGUUGUGCAAAUGUGAUGGGCAUAUCUUUUAAUGUAUCUACAAUCCCGAAUGGCGUGCAUAUAAGCGCAAAAGCUUUUCAAAAUAUGCGUAAUCUUCGAUUUCUAAGCAUCUACGAGACAAGACGUGAUAUAAACCUUAGAGUGAAUGUACCCGAGAACAUGAAUUUCCCACAUCGGCUAAGGUUUUUACAUUGGGAGGUAUAUCCAGGAAAGUGUCUUCCUUCUACAUUUAGGCCAGAAUAUCUUGUGGAACUCAACUUGCAGAAUAACAAGCUAGAGAAGCUUUGGGAAGGAACACAGCCUCUUACAAAUCUCAACAAGUUAGAAUUGUGUGGGUCCUUACGAUUGAAGGAACUCCCAGAUCUUUCAAAUGCCACAAAUCUCAAGAGACUAGAUCUAACUGGUUGCUGGAGUUUGGUAGAGAUUCCUUCCUCUGUUGAAAAUCUUCAUAAACUAGAAGAGUUGGAGAUGAAUUUAUGUUUACAGCUUCAAGUUGUUCCGACUCACUUCAACUUGGCAUCUCUUAUAUCACUCAGAAUGUUGGGAUGCUGGCAAUUGAGGAAAUUUCCAGGUAUUUCUACGAACAUCACAUCACUCGUAAUCGGAGACGCAAUGUUAGAAGAAAUGCUUGAAUCAAUUACGCUUUGGUCUUGCCUUGAAACUCUCAGUAUAUAUGGCAGUGUCAUUACACAUAAUUUUUGGGCAGUAACUUUAAUAGAGAAAAUGGGCACAGAUAUAGAGAGGAUUCCUUAUUGCAUCAAAGAUCUCCCUGCGUUAAAAUCGCUUUAUAUAGGUGGCUGUCCAAAACUUGUAUCACUGCCAGAGCUCCCUGGCUCACUCAGAAGACUAACAGUAGAAACUUGUGAAUCACUCGAGACCGUAUCUUUUCCUAUUGAUUCUCCAAUUGUGAGUUUCAGUUUCCCCAACUGCUUCGAAUUGGGUGUAGAAGCACGGAGAGUGAUUACACAGAAAGCAGGUCAGAUGCUAGCAUACUUACCAGGAAGAGAAGUACCUGCGGAGUUCGUGCACCGAGCUAUAGGAGAUUCCUUGACCAUCCGUUCAUCUUUCUGCUCCAUAUUUAGGAUUUGCGUCGUUGUUUCCCCUAAAUCAGGGAUGAAAGAAGAAUAUGUUGAUUUAAUGUGUCGCAAACGCAUAAACGGUUGCCCCAAUGGCGAUAACUUAUUUAAGGCACGGCUCCGUAAAGUCCAAGCGGAACAUCUGUUUAUAUUUCAAUUUGAAUUCCUUGAGGAAGACGGAUGGCUGGAACAGGACAACGAGGUAUUGUUCAAAUUCACGACCUCAUCCCAGGAACUAGACAUUAUUGAAUGUGGUAUCCAGAUAUUGACAGGCGAAACCAACAGAAACAUAAGCAGCUAUGAAAGCUAUGAAUCCAGGUCAGAGCAAGUCUCUGAAUACGAAGAUGAAUCUCUCUAUGACGGAAGCAUAAGCAGUCAGGGAAGCAAUGAAGACGACGACGGAUAUCACUCUGAUAGGAGACUUGAGUUCCAUGAACAAAAGUCCUUGUCCAGGUGGGGUUUCUGUGGAAUUUUUCAUGGCUUCUUGAGAUGUUUUAUGGCCUGACAAUGUGGCAGCCGUUCAUGAAAUUUCUCAGAAAUGGCCUAGCCAUGGUAGUCUUAUCGUGGAUGUUGAAUAGUGCUGCGAUUCAGAGGCAGAUUGCAUUGCAUCCUCAGUGUGAAAGUCCUCUCCUAAUGUCUAGCUACUGCAUCUUAAAUCACAUUUUUGAGACAUUUCGAUACAAAGCACGUGAAGCAGCUUGUUAAGUGUGACAACAUUGGGCUAGAAACCAAGUUCCUCAAUGUAGACAAAGCAAAUGACAGCUUAUGAGUAAAUAACAUUGUCUGUAAUAUAUAAUGCAAGCGUUUAUUGUGUAAUAGUAAAACUCAUAUGCAGAGGCAAAA
Arabidopsis lyrata subsp. lyrata is the source of this 3589-nucleotide messenger RNA. Its product is annotated as disease resistance protein RML1A. The coding region runs from base 99 to 3251 and encodes 1050 amino acids. The record is from RefSeq and is a predicted model, not a curated record. The transcript is spliced from 4 exons. Gene Ontology annotation, biological process: defense response; signal transduction. Lineage: Eukaryota; Viridiplantae; Streptophyta; Magnoliopsida; Brassicales; Brassicaceae. Gene Ontology annotation, molecular function: ADP binding; ATP hydrolysis activity.